Messenger RNA from Brassica napus (rape), 3162 nucleotides. Its product is annotated as putative auxin response factor 14. The record is from RefSeq and is a predicted model, not a curated record. Gene Ontology annotation, molecular function: protein binding; DNA binding. Gene Ontology annotation, cellular component: nucleus. Gene Ontology annotation, biological process: response to hormone; regulation of DNA-templated transcription. Lineage: Eukaryota; Viridiplantae; Streptophyta; Magnoliopsida; Brassicales; Brassicaceae.
GUUUGGAUUUCGAUUGAUGAAAACAUAUAUCCCUAAUAAUGUUUUCUUUGUUUCUAGCUAUUGGUGAAACCAAUAACUAUUUGAACGAUAAAUUAUGGAAGUUAUGUGCUGGACCUCUGUUUGAUACUCCAAAAAUUGGAGAGAAACUAGUUGCCUCUAUGGACGACGAACUUUGUCAACUAAAACCAAUUUUUGAUAUUCCUUCAAAAAUUUGUUGUAAUGUUUUUAGUAUCAACCUUAAGGUAGAGCCCAGUACUAAUGAAAUUUAUGCAGAAGUUUCUUUGUUGCCUGAUACAUCUGAUGUUGAAAUCCCUAUUCCUAAAAACGAAAACAACAUACAAAACAUUAACUAUUUCACCAAGGUGUUAAGUGCUUCUGAUACCAGCACAAAUGGUGGUUUUGUUUUGUAUAAAAGACAUGCCAUUGAAUGUCUUCCCCUGUUGGAUAUGUCUCAGCUAACCCCAAGUCAAGAGAUAAUUGCUAAAGAUAUCCAUGGUCAUGAAUGGAGUUUUAAACACACUUCAAGAGGUACACCAAAAAGACAUCUUUUCACAUCUGGUUGGAAUGAGUUUGCAAAAGGAAAAAAAUUGGUUGCUGGAGACUCUUUUGUGUUUCUUCGAGGAGAGAAUGGGGAAUCACGAGUUGGUAUCAGUAAAGCAGCUCAUCAGCAACGCAACAUACCAACAUCUUUAACUUCAAAAGAGAGUAUGCACCAUAGUGUGGUUGCUACUGCACUGAAUGCUAUUGAAAACAAAUGUAUGUUCGUUGUGUUCUAUAAGCCAAGGUCGAGCCAAUUCAUUGUCAACUUCGAUAAAUUUGUAGAUAGAGUGAAUAAUAAGUUUAGUAUAGGCUCCAGAUUUUCGAUGAAGUUCGAAGGAAAAGAUCUAAAUGAAAUAAGAUACAAUGGAACAGUAGUGGGAGUGAGAGAUUUCUCCACUCAUUGGAAAGAUUCAGAAUGGCGAAGUCUAGAAGUGCAAUGGGAUGAAGCUGCAACAAUUCCAAGACCUGAUAAGGUAUCUCCAUGGGAGAUUGAGCUGUUAACACAUUCAUCAAACAUUUUCAAGUCAGAUGCUCUAAAACAUAAACGUCAACUCGAAGUACAUGAGUUUGGUUCAAAAAUGUGGGCUCCUACAAUCUACAAUGAGCAAAUGGUUCAAGCAAUGAAAGAACCGUCAACCACAAAAACUACUAGCUGCAGACUGUUUGGAGUUGAUCUAAUGGUUCCCGCUAUAACAAAGGAUCCAGUGGAACCUAUUGUCUCAAACAAAAAAUGUAAGAUUUCUAAAAUCUUUGAAGACGAAAAGGUUGACCAUGUCCAAGCUAAAAGUCGUACUAAGGUUCAUAUGGAAGGUGUCAUAGAAAGAACUGUAGAUUUAACUAUAUUUGAUGGAUACAAUCAGUUGAUCGAUGAACUAGAAAGACUCUUUGAUAUCAAAGGCGAGUUGCAUAUGCACAAUAAAUGGAAAAUGUUCUUCAUAUAUAAUGAUGGAGAUAUGAUGAUUCUUGGAGACGAUCCCUGGCCAAAAUUUUGUAAUAUGGCUAAGGAAAUAUUCAUAUGUUCGAAAGAGGAUGUCAAGAUAGGGAUAGCAGAUAACAGAUUCUCCGAAGGUGAUCCAACAUUAACAACAACAAUCUUACCACCAGAUGUCAACAACACUUAGAGAGAGUUUUGAUUUUAAAAAUUAAAUGUUGCUUGUUUUUAUUAUAUAUUAAACAAAAGGAUUUGAAAUUUGUGUAACUUAAAAAUAUAUUAUGGAGUGUUUUGGUAUUUGAUGAUUGGUGUCUUGUCUAGCGGUUGAAGUUUUAAAUGAAACAAAUAUCUUCUUUUUUUCUUCUUUUUAAUCUUUUGUCGACUUGUUUAGUAUUGUGCGUGUAUGUCUUUUUGGUAUUACAUAUGUUAUGGAAUGUUUUGGCAUGUAAUACCGGCGUGUAACCACUCUUCUCAAGAACUCUCUGCCACAGGUAACAUGAAUAAUUAACACGGUGGAUAUGACAUAUAAGGAAAAUCAGAAAUGCUGCUCCCAAAACUACUUUCACAGCUUCAGUGACUUGGAGUCAUCUUCAGGUUCAGCUUCCUGUUGUUCAAUGGCAUCAAUAAGUGUUCUUCAAAGACACAAUCCCAAGCAUGCCCUUGGAUUGUCUUCUUUGCGCAAGCCACCAAGAGAACAGACAACACAUCUUUUUGGUUGCUCAUAUUCCUUUGAGAUUUGAUCUUUCUUCUCAUCCAAACUCCAUUAGUGCUGUUAUCCAAGCCGGUAAGGUGCAUCAAAAAUUUCCAGAUUGUGCUUCAGGGAGCGAGGAACAGAUUGAGCAGGAGUGCAGUCUUUGUAAUGAACACCACCGAGCCUAUAAAUUGUUCCCUUACGUGUAUGUACGCUCUAAAGAAGAAAAAAAGGAAAUGAGUUAGAAGUUAGGUGAUUAAACUAAGCACCUAUCACAGGCAAUGGCAAUCUACUCAGAAUAGCACAUAGUUCACUAUAUCAACAACUUAGCAUUAUACCAAACAAUUAAGCAAGUUAAUCCAGUUGAGGCAAAGAGUUCUCUGGGAGUUUAAAUAUGCACAAUCAAAUAAUAGUGAAGAAAACAAAGCUUUUACGGGGGCUCAGUCUGCAGAGCCAAUAACAAGUAAUCAAAAAUAUGCAGAAACGAAAUAAGAUAAUACGAAAAACAAGCUUAAAAUAAGAGAUCUUUAUUCUGAGUUUGCGUAUAAGCGUUCUAGAGACCGAAUAAAAAAUGAAGUUCGUCUGGAAGCGAAACUACAACAUAAAUAUAAUAACACGGGCAGUAAAACCUAUCUAAGUUCACUAGAGUAACCACCUAUGCCAAGAAAACCAUGUGAGUCACAACUCAUUUAGAAAAAGACAAAUAUAAAACCUAAAGUUUCUAAUUGCAGAGACUAAGUUUCUUCCCCCUUUCUUCUCUGUCCCAGCCUUGCUUAUAUACACCUCCAAGAUCGAAUGUGUUGUUAUUUUCCUGUUAAUCUAUAUCUUCUCUUUUCUCCCAUCUUUCUUUAUUUGUCGAGAUUUGAGUUUAUCUCUUUCGAAAAUCUUUCGUUAUCAUGUUUUCUUCCUUGUUCCUCCCAAACAAAGUAACCAUUGAUAUACUUUGGGUUUUAUGAAUUUUAACCAUGUCAUAAGUCUGGUUCAGAGUAUAUAUUAUAGU